CAUGGCGACUUAUUAUGUAUAUUUGUGAGAUCACUUGUUUAGUUGUUUUUUGUAUAAAACUGAGUUUCAUUUUGGUGUUGAGUACUUAGGAAAUAUGAGUGACGUUAAAGAUAUCUUGGAAAUUGAACAGGCGUCUACAGGAACACCAACUAAAGAGACUAUUGUUGCUGGAAAUAAGAAAAAGCCAAAGAGACAUGUUGAAGCUUAUCGAAGACCGGAAGGGAUGCAUAGGGAACUGUAUGCAUUGCUGUACAGUGAUAGCAGAGGUCCAGCAGCACUGGCGCCAAGUGAUACUGGACAAGGCUAUAAACAAGUGAAGGCAAAACUUGGCAGAAAAAAUGUACGUGCAUGGAAAUGGAUGCCAUUUACCAACCCAGCUCGUACAGAUGGUGCAGUAUUCCAUCAUUGGAGAAGAUUAGCAGAUGAAGGCAAAGACUAUCCAUUUGCUAAAUUUAAUAAGAAAGUGAAUGUGAUAGAAUACACUGAUGAGGAAUACAAGAUGUACCUUGUUGAUUCAUCUCAGUCUGGAUGGAGUAAAGAAGAAACAGAUUAUUUAUUUGAAAUGUGCCGACGAUUUGAUUUGAGAUUCUUCAUAAUACAUGACAGAUAUGAUAAAGAAAAAUAUAAGGAAAGAAGCAUUGAAGAUCUGAAAGAUCGAUAUUAUGAUUCUGUCACCAGAAUUUUAAAGGGUCGUGCUCCGCCGGGAGUUGAGCCCGAAAACCUGCCGAUACCGUACGACGCCGAACAUGAACGAACUCGCAAGAAACAGCUCUUGAAAUUAUUUAACAGAACGCCUGAGCAGAUUCAAGAAGAGGAGUAUCUUUUAGCUGAACUAAAGAAGAUUGAAAUACGUAAAAAAGAGAGAGAAAGAAGGCAGCAAGAUUUGCAGAAACUCAUCACAGCAGCUGAGAGUACGACGGAGUCAAGAAACCAAGAGAAAAGUCGGCCGAGUAACCAGACUAAGAAGAAACAAACAAAGAAGAAGGAAGCAGUGGUUGAAAAACCCGCUAAGAUCGAGGGAACUGGAAUCAAGUUUCCGGAAAACAAAGCUGCUGGAGUUUCUCUUCGUAGUUCCCGUCUCAAAAUGCCAAACUCGGUGGGUACAAAGAAGUCAAAGGCGGUCGAAAUGUUAUUGGAUGAACUCAGAGUUGAACUGGUACCGAUGCCAACGGAAGAAAUCUGCAGGAAAUUCAACGAGUUAAGAACUGACAUCAUUCUCCUUUAUGAACUAAAGCAAGCGUCCACGAAUUGCGAAUUUGAAUUACAAUCUUUAAGGCACAGAUAUGAGGCACUCGUGCCUGGAAAAGAUAUAAUAGAAACAGUUCCAUCUUCUAUUGCGGCAUUGAGUGGCAUAACUCCGUCAACAACAGGCAGUGCAACACCCUUGAUCGACAACGUAAUAGCUCCUUUAGCAGCCGCUAAUGCGAGAAAACGCCGAAGUGUACCUCAAUUUAUGGACCAAAAUCCACUGAAGAAAAAGAAAACCUAAAAUAUGCUUAAGACUGUAUUUUUGCUACAGGAUUCGGUACAAUACAGAACAAUGAUCUUGGGAUGCUAAAAACCGCGAAUAGCGGGAAUUCAUUAUAAGAUUCACUAU
Messenger RNA from Dendronephthya gigantea, 1597 nucleotides. RefSeq names its product DNA methyltransferase 1-associated protein 1-like. Bases 95 to 1489 code for a protein of 464 amino acids. The record is from RefSeq and is a predicted model, not a curated record. Gene Ontology annotation, cellular component: Swr1 complex; nucleus; NuA4 histone acetyltransferase complex. Lineage: Eukaryota; Metazoa; Cnidaria; Anthozoa; Malacalcyonacea; Nephtheidae. The transcript has 18 exons. Gene Ontology annotation, biological process: chromatin remodeling; DNA repair; negative regulation of transcription by RNA polymerase II. Gene Ontology annotation, molecular function: transcription corepressor activity.